This is a messenger RNA of Rana temporaria (common frog), 489 nucleotides long. RefSeq names its product keratin-associated protein 12-2-like. The coding region runs from base 1 to 489 and encodes 162 amino acids. NCBI's taxonomy places the organism in Eukaryota, Metazoa, Chordata, Amphibia, Anura, Ranidae. The transcript has a single exon. The record is from RefSeq and is a predicted model, not a curated record.
AUGGACUGCAAGUGCCAAGAUUUCCAACCAAUAGACUGCAAGCCCCAAGAUUUCCAACCAAUAGACUGCAAGCCCCAAGAUUUCCCACCAAUAGACUGCAAGUCCCAAGAUUUCCAACCAAUAGACUGCAAGUCCCAAGAUUUCCGACCAAUAGACUGCAAGUGCCAAGAUUUCCGACCAAUAGACGGCAAGCGCCAAGAUUUCCUACCAAUGGACUGCAAGUGCCAAGAUUUCCAACCAAUAGACUGCAAGCCCCAAGAUUUCCAACCAAUAGACUGCAAGUGCCAAGAUUUCCCACCAAUAGACUGCAAGUCCCAAGAUUUCCAACCAAUAGACUGCAAGUCCCAAGAUUUCCGACCAAUAGACUGCAAGUGCCAAGAUUUCCGACCAAUAGACGGCAAGCGCCAAGAUUUCCUACCAAUGGACUGCAAGUGCCACAACUUUCUACCAAUAGAAUGGAAGUGCCAAGAUCUCCUGCCAAUGGACUAA